Hippopotamus amphibius kiboko is the source of this 800-nucleotide messenger RNA. It is a transcript of the gene LECT2, whose product is annotated as leukocyte cell derived chemotaxin 2. NCBI's taxonomy places the organism in Eukaryota, Metazoa, Chordata, Mammalia, Artiodactyla, Hippopotamidae. The record is from RefSeq and is a predicted model, not a curated record. The transcript is spliced from 4 exons. Bases 212 to 667 code for a protein of 151 amino acids.
GCCAAACAGCUAUCCGUGGAAUAUCAGAAUCUGACUCCCUCCGUUCUUAUAUUUGUUUUGUGUCUCAUACCACAUUAAAGAUAUGAGAGAUGCAGCGCUCCAAGGCUAAAUAGCUAGAAAACACUAAUUCAGACUUGAAUAUUCUUCAGAGAGAGUGUGGGGCAAUCCUAGGGAUCAGAGGAAGCACCAUCCUGAGGGAGACCAAAGCCAAAUGGUUUUCACAGGACUCCUCCUUCUGGCUGUCUUGCUUUCGCCUGCACUGGCUGGACCAUGGGCUACCAUAUGUGCUGGCAAGUCUUCCAAUGAGAUCAGGACAUGUGACGGCCACGGCUGUGGCCAGUACACGGCUCAAAGAAACCAGAGGCUUCACCAGGGUGUGGAUGUCUUGUGCUCGGAUGGAUCUACUGUGUAUGCACCUUUCACCGGAACGAUUGUGGGCCAGGAGAAACCUUAUAAAAAUAAAAAUGCCAUCAAUAAUGGUGUUCGGAUCUCUGGAAGAGGUUUCUGUAUUAAAAUGUUCUACAUUAAGCCAAUUAAAUAUAAAGGCUCUAUCAAGAAGGGAGAAAAACUGGGCACUUUAUUGCCCUUGCAGAAAGUUUAUCCUGGCAUACAAUCUCAUGUACACAUUGAAAACUGUGACUUGAGUGAUCCUACUGUGUACCUAUAAAUGGAAGACAACCAUAUCUUCUAAAGACAGAGCCAACUUCUUAAAACCUGGGUGGAUAUCCCGCUUUUCAAGAGAUCUGUGUUCAAACAGAAACAUGAUGAAUGCAAGAAAGAAACAAGAAUAUUGAUUUCAA